UACUUGAUCGACCCUCUCUCCCUCCGAGGCCCUGGUUCGCUCUCCCUCGUCGCUUGUUGGGCCGCUCACUUCCGCCUUCGGCGGACACUUGGCCCGCCACUGAGUCGUCUGCCUUCGAUUCUCGGAGCUGUACAGGUCCCCGCGUGUGCCAUCCACCUCGACUCGCUGGGAUACCGUCCGUCGCCUCCUGUAGCGGGUGUCGCCGGAUGAUGUUGUGCGCGAACAGGCCCCAGUUCGACUCGAGAGACUAGCAGCUCAGUAGUGAACUGCGCAGGCCCUGGUUCGUGCAGUAGAGCGGUUGUCGCCGUCGAUCCUCUCUUGCCCAGCUCGGCCUCCUCCAACUGCUCCUUGACGCGGAACUCGGCAUGGUCGCCGUCGGCAGUCUUAUACCUUGCCUCCGGAAGCCCGGGCGUGCGCCUAGGACUGGUCGCUCUAUACGCCCACCUGUCAAGGCCAUCCUCGACCCUGGUUCUUUCCGGCUGUCCGCGUCUACGCGUCUCCUCCGCGUGCUGUCGGCGGACAUCCCGGCAACUGACUGCCUCGAAAACCCGUCGCACGGCCUCCAUGCACGCUCCGACCUGUCCUUGUUCCCUCCGGCCCGCGUCGAAGUCGGUGUUCACUAUCCCCCUUCCGGGUCUACCUGCAAACGACCUCCUAACACCGUUCUGCGCGACUGCCGCACUCGCCAUCGCACCCGCGAAGGUUCCCUGGGCUCUCGCUCGACCCUCCUUGCUGGUACUACCGUCCGCGCUCCCUCCGCAGUCACAUGUUCCUCCUCCGUGGAAGUCUCUCCGCGCCGUCGUGUUCCCUCCGUAGUCUGCUCCCGCAGCUCCACGUCCUCGCCUCGAGCUACAAUCUCUCGUCUCUCAGCCUUCAGUGGGUCCUUGAACUCGCCUCGCUGCUUCCAGCAGGGGACAUCCUUGAAUCCCGCCGUUGUCGCGCUCGCGCUUGCUCGACCCUCACUCCUGUCCGCCGCGCUUCGAUCUCCUUCGUUCCUUCCAUGCUGGGUGCUUCGCUCGCUUAGCCGUACGUCCGCCCAAUCCGCGUCCGCCCGCUCUCGGUCCUGAGCCUCGCCCGCAGUUCCUUCCGCGAGGUGAUUAUAGGCAAUUGCUGUAUGUCCCGCACCUCGUCGCGUAAAUCUUCCCGUUGACCUGUGUCCGGUCGUCCGCGUUCCUUCCGCUCGCUCCUCCCGUACCUCCCGUUGGCCGACUGGACUUGCAGUCCAUUUUCUCGAUCCAUCCAGAGACUCAUCCCGCUCUUGCUGUUUCCUCCGGCGCACCUCCAUCCCUGAGCUCGUCCGUGCCGUACCCGC
Fomitopsis serialis is the source of this 1312-nucleotide messenger RNA. RefSeq lists its product as uncharacterized. The transcript has a single exon. NCBI's taxonomy places the organism in Eukaryota, Fungi, Basidiomycota, Agaricomycetes, Polyporales, Fomitopsidaceae. Bases 366 to 1067 code for a protein of 233 amino acids. The record is from RefSeq and is a predicted model, not a curated record.